GCAGCCUUUUAAAAAAUGAUUUUGCAGAAAGUGGGGGGAGCACGAGAAUGAGCUCAGGCUAGAACCGGCCAAACCGGACCUGGCUUUGGAAAUGGGUUAGAAUGUCUAUAGCUUUCAUCUCCGCCUCCACCCACACAGUCAAAUGCACGGCAAUCGAGCAUGAAAGCAAACCGGCCCGGCGAAGUGCAUGACACUGAGAUCGGAUCACGUUCACCAGGGUGAGGGGGGUAUGCCCCGCUCCUGGAGAUCUAGCAGGACUGACCUUUCCCAAGCGAGUGGAGACUUGUGAGGUGCGAUAUGGGUGACUCCCUGGUGUACAUGCUCAGCGCGGCAACUUUGGGCCUUUCCUGUUUGAUCACCAAGAACGGUUUCCAUUCUCUGUGGAUACAAUAUGUGGCUGUACGGGAGGUGUGAGAAAGAGAGGACUCCGUGACUGGCUCAGUCUGCUCGCUGCACCCACUUCCCAGGUGACUGAUAUGACAGUAACUCACUCCAAGUGACGCUGUCAUGCUGUACCCCUUGGGGACCUCCAAACAACUAGUCUCACCCUUCACACUCAGAGACUCAUUGAUUUUAAGGCCAGAGGGGACUGUUGUGAUUACCUAGUCUGACAUCCUGCAUAACACAGACUAGAGAACCUCCCCCGAGUGCUAAUUCCUGCAUUAAGUCCAUGCCUUCUGGCUGGACUGGAGCAGAUCUUUUCAAAGACCAUCCAGACGUGAUUUAAAGACUUUCAGUGAUGGAGAAUCGGCCACAGCCCUAGGUGUUCUGAAUCGACGUGCGAGAGCCAGGUAGCUGCUACAGAAUGUCUUCCAUCUUAAAGAUGUUCGGAAGAGAAGACAAGAAGGAUCAGGGCAAAGAGAAGGAGAAAGACAAGAAGGAAGAGAAGGAGAAAGACAAGAAAGACGGAGACAAGAAAGACAAGAAAAAGAAGAAGAAAGAAAAAAAGGGAGAGGGAGAUGAAGAUGACAGCAGCAGCAGCAGCAGCUCCGACAGUGAUUCUGAAGAGGGUCACCAUGGCGACAAGAAGGAAAAAGAGAAGGAUAAAGAAUAACUUCUGAGGAGCCAAUGGAGGCCACAUUUGUGUUUCCUGCCUUCGCCCAGGUGCUGGGUAGUGUGAAGGAGAAGGGGAUCAAUCGGGAAAAACUGCACUUGGUGCUGAGGAUGUUUCAUCCAAAUAAAGUUGUUUUAGUAU
Malaclemys terrapin pileata is the source of this 1195-nucleotide messenger RNA. Its product is annotated as protein FAM133-like. The record is from RefSeq and is a predicted model, not a curated record. Bases 806 to 1054 code for a protein of 82 amino acids. Lineage: Eukaryota; Metazoa; Chordata; Testudines; Emydidae. The transcript has 5 exons.